Xyrichtys novacula (pearly razorfish) is the source of this 8385-nucleotide messenger RNA. The record is from the annotation of a GenBank genome assembly. NCBI's taxonomy places the organism in Eukaryota, Metazoa, Chordata, Actinopteri, Labriformes, Labridae.
AUGGAUGGACUCCGGCUGCCACCACUCAUCGAGGAGGUCCUUGACUCAUCAGGUCAGUCUGUCUUUAGAUCAGCAAAAAUCCUAACAAGGUUUAAAUGCAUUUUUUUUUUUUUUUCGUUUUUUAAACUCAUGGUUUUAUUUGGUGCAGAUCAGUUUCUGUUUGGCUAUCAGGAUGCUGCAUGGAAGGCUUUUAAUCUGAAAGUCUACGCAGGAUGCUAAAAGUGGUAGUCCCUGUACUGUUAGAGCUUUCAUUUAAAAACAUACACAGAUGAAAUAACUUAGAGGAGCAGAAUCCAAACUCUGCAGAAAACAUUUAAAGCAGUUUCCGCUGUCAUCGUACCAACAGACCAGAAAAACCCUGAACUCAGAUGCUUUUACAAAUCUGCAUCCUGAUAGAUACCUUUAGUUUCUGUUGGAUGUCAUCAUGUCUCUUCUGUCUGCAACUGAAUUAGUGAUGGACACGGCAGUUCUUUUAGAUUUACUGAAUCACUAGAAUCACUUCACUAAAAAGAUUCUUUCAAAAGAUUCGUUCACCAAAUCACUUAAAGCUUGGCGGGAGAGGCCUGCGAUCCCGACCUCCUAAACUGAUUCACAGCUGAGCAUUUCAGGAUUCACUUCAAUUCAUAGUUUCUGGGACUGGGAGUCAAGAGUGUUUGGCUGUGUUGCUUUGGCAAAGGUCAUGAUGCUUUAAGUGUACUGUCCUAUGGUAUGCUAUUUAUCAGGUCUGCUCAGUAAAUUGGGCUCAGUAAGUGAUUCGUUCACUGAAUGUUUAGAAGAAUUCACACUGAACAUGCACCGUUCCCUCGCAAACCACUUUAAUGCAGUAUUUGUUACAUGCUGUGUCCAAUCGUAUGCAAGUUGUUGUGGUUGAUUCCAGAGAGAGUAGUUCAAUGCGUGAUUCGUUCAUCAAGUGAUUCAGGCGUCUGUGCAUAUGGUUCCUCAUGGUUUCUGGCAAUGCAGUUUCUCACUUCAGCUCAACUGAAGUGAGAAACGAACGAAUCACUUAAGGGAGUGAUUUGAUUCAGUAUGCUCAAUUAAAAGAUUCGGUUCUUUUUAACGAAUCGUUUGCGAAUGACACAACACUAAACUUACUGAAGGUGUACAGACAUGGCAGAACAGGUGAAGGUUCUGUGGGUGAGGAUGCAUUACCAGCAUUUCCCACACCUAUACAAUACAAUACAAGAGUGGGCUGACAAAAAAGAUCAACAUUUAACAUUUCAGUUAUGAAGAGUCUCUGUCUUUUAUUUUCAUUUUUCAAUAGUAAAAGUAAGAGUUACAUGAGUCUUCGUCCUCUGUUUCAUGUCUACCUCAUACUGUACAUCAAAAGCAAAGGCGGGGGGGGGGGGGGGAAUCAGCAAAGACCUCCAGUGUACAGACCAGAGCAGCAUCAGUAAGGAUCCUUGUUAAACUAGUAAGUUUAGACUCAGCAUAAAAUAUGGAGCCUGUGUAACUGCAAAGACUGUGUGAUUAAAAAAAGGAUCCUGGGUGAAAGUACGGGGAAAAUCAGCAAAGAUACUGAUAAAGUCAGACCCAGCAUAAAAUAGAGAAGCUGUGUUGGAGGCUGGGAGAGCAUUAGUAAAGAAGUGUGUGUGUGUGUGUGUGUGUUCAGGUUUAAUUGGCAGAUGUUUGUGUUAGAUCUUUGUAUACUAAUCGGAUGUGAACCUGCCGGUGACUCACCUGUGUUUGUAAACAGAAGCUGAGGUGUGAUCAGCUGAUUUCACCUGUUUCAUCAGGUGUAAAUAAAUAAACAUCGUCCCCCUCAUUAUAUCAGACACUGAAACAUCUUCCCUUUGACACAUUCAGAGGAUCCAGUUCGUUGAAAUAUUUAUAAAGUAUAAGUGAUUUAACACCUGCAGGUAGAAACAAAGAACCAACAUCCCCUGGUGCAGCUCCAUGUCACCUUGGUAACAAGUGAGUCAUCAGACCAGGUCAGGCGUGAUUGGACAGGAGGAGCAUGGACAGAUAAUCAGAGAAACAACAGAGAUUAUUUUAAAUAAGUUUAAAAGUUCAAUAUUUACCACUUUCUGUUAAGAUUUAAAAUCUCCUUUAGAGUUAUUCUGUGACUUUAAAAAAGUUGAAAAAAUAACAAAAAGAAAAACUCUGAAUCAGAGGAGCUGGUUAAAUCUGACGACUGAAUAAUCGAUUAAAAGAGGGUUUAAAUGUUUGAUACUGGUGGAGGUGUUUCUAAAGAAAUAUUAGCUGCUCCUGGUGGAGCCAGAAGACAAAGCAGAUGGAGACGGAGCUGCUAUGUGCAGCUUAAACCAGCAGAUGGAGGCAGAGUCACUGUGUGGAGGUAGAACCAGCAGAGCUUCUUGUUCUCAGAGUUUAUAGAGUUUGAGGAUAAAGAGUCCAAGUUUGUGUUUCCUGUGUCUUUGGGUUUUUUUAUCUUUAUUAGUCCAUGGUGUUACACUGUGCUUCACUGUGUAAUGAGCCCUCAGGGCCACCAUAGAUCACCGAUGAGAGUUUGUGAUUAAAAAAAAUAGAAUUUACUGAGGUGUUUUUAUCUUUAAUGACUUUAACAAUUAAAGUUCAACUUUUAACAGGCUGAUGUUUCCUCCCUCUUCUCUAACCCUGACCCCCUCCCCUACAGACGAGCUUUGUGAGCUGAAGGAGGAGAUCAAACCUGUCAUGUUGGGAGAAACUCUAACUGCCAAAGAGAGAGAGUCUUUGGAGGAGAAAGAGGACACAGUUGGAGAUGGAGAGGAGAAAGAGGUGAAGGAGGAGAAGGAGGAGGUGGAGCCAGGAGGUGAAGGAGAGAGGGAUGAAGAGGAGGUGGAGGAGCUAAGGGCUCAGGUGAUUCAGCUGCUCCUGGAGGUGGAAGAAACAAGAGAGGUUUCUCAGAAACAUGAGGAGAGCUUCCUGGAGCUGCAGGGUGAGGGGCUUUUAUUUUGAAAAGUUCGAUACUUGACAGAGGUAUUUUAUAAGUCUACUGUAGUACACAUUGGGGGAAAAUACUAUUGUAUUCACAUCUGCAUCUUCAGUCUGCAGGGUUAUAUCACUUAAACUGCCAGAGAGGUUUUACAGAAUAAAAACAUGUUUAAUGACCAUAAUAAGAGUCUUCGCAUUAACUUAAUUAAAUUUUUGAUUUUAAAUCAUGGUCGUUUUUUAUAAAUAAUGAAUGUCCUUCACUCUGAUCUCAGGUCUGUUGGAGGACGAGCGUUUGGCGAGCGCUCAUCAAGCUGAGAGUUUCACGCGACAGAUCCAGAGACUGCAAGGUGCGUACAGAUUUAUAAGACUUUAUUUAUAAUUAGUUAAUGGCAUUAUGACACUUAAUAAUAAUAAUCAGUUCAUUACAUUAUAAGACUAUUUACAAUCAGUGUAUUAUAUUAUGAGUCUUUAUGACCAGUUUUUAAUUUUAGACUUAAUUUAUAAUCAGUUUAUUAAAUAAUAAGACUGUUUGUAAUUACUACCUUCCUUUAUGAAUUUUAUUUGACUUUUAUAUUUAUGCUACUUCGAUCAUAUAUUUUUUUUAAAAAUUUAACUUUAUUCUUUUCUUUUUCUUUUUUUUUGUUUACCUUCUUACAACUCUUAACUUGUUGUCCCUCCUGUUCCCCUCCAGCCCAGCUGAGGGCGCUGCAGGAGGAGAUGGACAGUCUAGAGGAGGAAAAGGAGAGCGAGCUGGAGGAGGCGCAGGAGGAGCUGCGAGCCGCUCAGGAAGAGGUGCUGAUGCUGCAGCAGGCGGCCGAGGAGGCGGCGGCUGAGCGGGAGAACGACAUCGCCUCCCUACAGGAGGAGCUGUGCAGGCUGAGGGCGGAGCUACAGCGUCUCCAUGGUAGCACACAGGAGUACGAGCUGGAAAUGACCUCGCUGAGAGCCGAGAUCAACAUGAAGAGCCAGAACACACACACACAGGGUGAGACACACACACAUAGUGCUGUUCCGCCCUGCUGGCUCUGACGCAGCAGAUCAUCCCUCUUUUUAUAACAGGAGAGAAGGAUGGACUGCUCCUCUUGCUUAUCUCUGUAUAACAUGACUCUGUGCUUCUUGUUCAGGCGAUGUGAGUCAGCUGAAGGAGGAGAUCCUCUCUCUGAAAGACGAGCAACAAUCUCUGAGCAAAAAAAACAAGGAGCUGAUCAGCAAAGUGGAGCAACUGCAGCAGCAACAUGACACGUGAGUGGACCAGCCAGCUGUCAAUCAACCUGCUCUGUCACUGACUGUGUUUUACUUACUGUUCGGAAAUACAGACUCAUUUCAAUCAGUGAGGAACAGAAACUUGUUUUCAAUGAUCAUCAUUUUUGAUUUUAUGAAAUCUUUUGUAGAGGAAAAACUAAAAAGAAAAAAGGAAAAAACAGUCAAGCAGGAAUCAUAACCGAUAUCACAUUUUCCGUCUUGGGAAAGUGGUGGUAAAUUAAAGGGAUAUUCCGGCGUAAAAUUAGGUUAGGGUCAAACACACCGUAACACCGACUUAGACACCCCAUCGAGAGAUGAAUGUUGCCGACCGCUUGCUUCUCUAGUUAUACCAACUUUGGUAACGAACGCAGGAUAGCAAUACAAAGAACCACGCACUCAAUCAAAACGCCACUCUAUAGCCACAAUCAACAUACAUAUAGGGUCCUAGCCAUAGCGCUAGCCACCAUCUUUUAAGCCAAAUUUCUUUAGCAAAGAGACUAAACACAACUCACCCACUCUCUUCCAGCAGCCGCUUGUUUGUACGGAGACCUGCGGGUGAGUCCAUCGACUGCAGUGGGGGGCGCAGCUCAAGGAAGAACAUUUAUGAUCAUUACUUUAACAUUUCGUGUUACAGUGUGUUUGGCCCUAACUUAUUUUUACGCCGGAAUAUCCCUUUAAAAAUCAUUUUUAUUGAACUUCCUAUAAUAAGAAUACAAGUGCAUAACUGAACCUCUACACUCUGACUGCUGUGUCCAGGUGUGAGGAUGUGUACCUGGCAGUCAGAGGGGAGGGUGACACUAAGCCCAAGCUGGAUGAUCAGGUGAAGACAGACUCCUACAUCACCCUGUCUCAGUCCGGUCCUGAAGAUCCAGACUCGGUCCAGGAGGAGGAGGUGUGCAGCUCGGAGCUGAGCCUCCUGAAGGAGCAGCUGAAGGAGGCGGAGGAGACGGCUGAGAGAGUUCAGAGAGAGGUGACGCAGACUUGACAAACUGUAUGAAUUCCUGUUAUUCUGACCUUAUAAUAAAAGAGGUACUCAGCCUAAAGGCACAACAAAUUAUCAACACAACACAUCCUGACUCUGCGCCUGAAAUGAGCUCAUCUGAAAGUCAUUCAGAAAACAAGAAUUUAUAGACGCGCUCUGUAAACAUUUCUGUAUUUCCCUCUGUCAGUGUGACGGUUUGAAGAGCGAGCUGGUAGAGCUGCAGCAGCUGUACGACAGCAGCCAGAAGGAGCGAACAGCGCUCGAGCAGGAGCUGCAGCGCUGCAGAGCUGAGCUUCAGAAACUUCUGGGCAAGAAGUCACAGGUAAGAGGCCGAAGGUCGACUGCUCAGGUGCUGCGGUGCGAGGCCUGAUGCUUUCUUUCCUCAUGCUUGAAAAUCUACUUCAAGACUCGGUUGAAUUGGUGCCUUAGUGCAAUUCAUCAGAGACCAGAACCUGAACAAAAACAGCUCAGGGUCCAAACUGAGAGAAAAAAAAUCAGCAUUUCUUGGAGACUAAUGGGUUAAAGUGAAUGUUUAAAUAAAAAAAAAAUAAGGUAAGUACCAAGGAGAGUACAGGAGUCUCUUCUCCCAGGUCCAUGGUUUCUCUGUUCUGUGUGCAUGUGGAUCGACAGGGCUCCUUGGAAGUUCUGUGGAGCAUCAUCCGUCUUUUGCUUUCUGGUUUGCCGUUGCUGCAGCUCUGGUCAUGUCGCUGAUACUUGAGUGUUUUGUCGUGAGCUUCUUUUGAACGUCUGUCGCUUCUUGGCAGUUUGUCGUCAUCCAAGCAGUCAUCUGUCUCUUCUACGUCCGCUCAACCACCGCUUCCUCUGUGCCGCCUGUGGAAAGGGUUUAAUGCGGAGGUGUAUUUAGCUUCUGAAUGAAAAGACAGCACUGCAGUGGGAUAACAGGUGUGAACUCCUUGUUGGCUCAAAAUCCCCAAGAACAUGUAAAACAACAUUUCACUUUCAAACUCAGAUGUACUCCGUGUCUUCAGUGAUGACUCGUUGGCUUUGGUUUUUGAGGGCAUGACUUGAACAAAGUUUAGGACUUUCAGACGUCAGAAGUCCUGACUCAUACGGCUCUCCAUGGUGUCAUCCAUUUACACUCUUUUAUUCUGAAGGUGUAGUUUCCUCUCCACUUUCAUUGCUCUUUUUUCCUUCAAGUUGCUUGUAAAGGCAAAGAUCUCUGAAAGACAAGCUGAGGAUGUUUAAAAUUUGACUCUCACAAGCGCUCCCAAAGCUCGGUCUUGUCUUUCACCAUCUUUGACAUCGUCCUCUCACCGUUCUGCUCCGUUCUUUGCCUGCUGCUCAACCUUUCUUACCGUCUUUUCUUUCAUUUUCAUUUUGCCUGCUCAUUUAUUCGUCCACGCUUGCCUCCUCCUGACACGCUCUGACUUUCUUACUCUGAUUAUUUUAUGCUUUUAUUUUCUCUCACCUCAGCCUCCCUCUCUCCAUCUCCCCCACACUUCCUUUCCUUUGUCUUCUCCUCAGAACUGCACUCGUCCGUCUGAGUCCCCUGUUCUCUCCAUCCCCUUCAUAGGAAUGAUUGUAAUUGUGGCCUUGAUUUGGUGCUGGUGGGAGGAGCUGGCGUCCUAAAUGGGACCAGGUAUGGCCACGCCCUUCUUCACCUGUCAACCAGACGCUCUGCUUCUUUUAGCUUCAGAGAGUGGCUGAAUCAAGGGCUCAUGUACACCAAAACUAACACUUGGUAUCGCAGUUAUCUUAUUUCCUCCUCUAUUUCUUCUUCUUGUUGUCAAAAAUGUUGAGUGUUUAUGUCUUCGGUCACCUUUCAGGUUGUAACUUUUCAGCAAUUAGUUUGGCCUUUGGUCUAAACACAUAUCAAAUGUGUUUUUCCAGGUGAAAUAUUAAGUUAAUUUAGAGUUUAUGAUAUCACUGAAGUCAAAUUAAACUGUAAAAAGUCUUUGCAUUAACAUUAUUCCUUUUAUAAAUCAGAUACUAAGAGUAACUUGAAAAUGGGACCUCUCUUUGGUCUUUUUUGGUGAACUGAAGCACCAAACUGAGCAGGUUUGAUAGCAUGAAAACCUCAGCAAGAUGCAUAUGACACAAACUAAUCAGGAACCUUUCCCUAAGAUACUUCAGCCAGGACCAGUUUAGCCAAAGAGAACUAAUAUUUGCAUGCAAUGAGUUAUAUUUGGUGGUAUGGCUCUAUUCAGAUAAUACCCUACCCUACAAUGUCCACACGUGGGGGAGAGCGUACCCCCCCUCCGUUCAACAUGAAAAAGCAAAGGCAGGUAGAGCAGCAGCAAAGACCCCAAGCUCUAUUUUGAGCCCCCUGCUCCAUGUCCACAUGUGAAAAACCAAGGCCUGAGGUCACAACCCCCUUCUGUUUCAAAAAGGCGGGGAGAGAAGCAGCAAAAAAAAAAUUGGUACUGAACAGAGCAGCAUCGGUGACAAUCCACAUGACACCAGUAAAAUAAGACACAGCGUCAGUAGGAGAAGCUGAGAAGGAGGCAGGGAGAGUAUCGGCAAAGAUACUGGUGAAACCAGACAACAUAAAAAAGAGGAGCUGGGUGGAGGUGGGGAGAGCAUCAGCAAAGAAAUUAGUAAAAUCAGGCAAAGCAUGACAAGAAGAAGCUGGGAAUGGAAAUAGGGAAUCUGUAGUAAAAACACUGUUUAGAUCAGACAGCACAAAAGUGCAUGAAGAGGAGGAGCAGGAAGGGUAUCAGCAAAGUGGUUUACAGAGGAAGCAGGAAGAGUGGGCAGGCUGAAGAUGUUUAGAUAGAACCACCAUUUUCACAUUUAAUGAUUGAUGGUAGAAGGUAAUCAGCUGGGUGGUCGGCUGAUAUUGGCUGGAUUUGAGAUUAACUGAUGUACAGUGGGCGGAGCUCGACUUUGUUGCCUGCCUGGACUAACACCAUGCUAAAUUUGUAGUAAUGUUGUUGCCAAACAAAAAAGGAACAAAAACAGCUGAUAAAAACAUAGACUCUUGCAGGUUGUUCUGUCCAAACACUGAGCUGAAGUCAGAGUCAUUCAGUCAGAGGCUUUUUGGUCCUUACUGCUUCCUGUAGUGAAGGUUUCAGGAGUGACUGUGAAGUGUGUUUGUGUGUGUGUGUGUGAAACUCAGACAGUUUUAUAGCUCUCUUUGUUUCAAGUGGUGCACGUUGAUAUUUGUUUAGUUGUUUUCAGUCUUUGAGAUUUGACUCUUGACAAUGUUUAUCUGCCGACAUCACUUCCUCUCUCCUCAGCACAUCGAACCUGAAGGAUGGAACCUGGCGGUGGCGGCGGUUGCCGUGGCAGCCAUUAUAGUUCUGGUGGUUCCCAACUUCACCCGGGCCUGA